UGGUUGGUAUCAAAGGGUCACAUUAUGGCAACAUCCCGUCUCAUUGGAAAAGGGUGCCUGAAGACGUGAACCAGCAAAUAGAACAUAAUUAUAAUGGCGUCAACGUUCAUUACUUCAGAUCUGGCACUCAAUCGCGGAUUACAAUUGACGGUAAAAUACUUCUAAAACACGUUUUUGACGGAAUGAGAUAGGAAUAUAUAUUGUGUUUUUUCUUGCUCGAACUUUCAGUGUAGUGAAUGGUUAUCUGUUGGUAAAAUUCUGAUCAUGAAUUUAUUCUUAGGUCCAGUGAAUCCAGUAAAAGACGGCAGUACUCAGUAUAAUUUAUGCAUUGUUGCCGCAAAGGGGGAACAAGGUUCUUAUGGACUUGCCAAUAUUAAAUUUUCGUACACAGCUCACAAAGAAGACGCAUCAGUUAAUGUGGUGGCAACUAAAUAUGAUGCACAGUAAGUUAUGCAUAUCUGCACAAAUUAGUCUCAUUGUCCAUUUUUCUUACUGCUGUUGGUUUUUGUUCUGGUGGUACAUUAAUUCAGUGUUGUUCAAGUUACUGUUGUUGUUGUUGUUGUUGUUGUUGUUGUUGUUGUUGUUGUUGUUGUUGUUGUUGUUGUUGUCGUUGUUGUUGUUGUUGUCGUUGUUGUUGUCGUCGUCGUCGUCGUCGUCGUCGUCGUCGUCGUCAAUGUCGUUGCUGUUGUUUUUGUUGUUGUUGUUGUUGCUGCUGCUACUGAUGUUGUUGUCAUUGUUGUCACUGACGUUGCUGUUGCUUUGUUGUUGCUGUUGUUGUUGUUGCUGCUGCUGGUGUUGUUGUUGUCCCUGUUGUGGUGGCUACUGUUGUUAUUAUUGUUUUCGUUUUGAUGUAGUGCGGUGAGCUUCCGAAGCUUUGAACCAGGGCACGAUGCUGUGUUUAUUUGAUAUUUAUAAGUAUUUUAGGUUGGCCGCUACUGUUAUAUAUUUUCAUUUUGUUUACAGAAUCCAAAGUUAUGAUGUGAAUGCGUGGAAACAACAACAGGUGAAAUUGAAGGCACAAGACGGUACGCACUUAAGUGGACAAGGACAUUUUUAAUUUAACACAUUGAGUGGCAGCACUCUCCCCCUGACGAGUAAAAUCGUCUGGCGUUAAACAGAAUAAAAUGAUAAAGUGACGAGAUAAUAGGAUAAUUAUAAAAUAACAGCUUUAGUGCUAGACCAUUAAUUAAGUUAGUUCCGUAAUUUAGUUGCGGUAUAGCUCACUUGUCGAAGAAUUCCUGACAUCUCCAAAGAAUGACGAGUACAAUUAAUUAAGGAUUAACGUGUAAUGGUGUUAAACUUUGCCAAAAUUGUACGAGCGCUAGCUGCUGGGAAGGGUUAUUCCCCCCCCCCCCAACAGGGGGAUUGAGAGUUUAGAACUCAUUAAGCUGUUCCUUAUAAAUAAAUCUCUUGUCUAUCUAUGCAGGGUUGAUAAAAGGAGAGUAUAAAAAGGUACCGCAAGGUUCAUACAGUGGCGACUAUAGGAAUGAAAUCGCAACGCUACCACGUGGUGCAACCAAUGUCAAGAUCACGAACUACAAUACCAACAAAGUCCAACUCCGUAAGUCAUUACUUUUACACGCCUGUAAAUACAGUAGGAACCCCGCAAACUAGCGGGGAUUCAAGUUAAUGGGGUCAGUAUUGUAUGGAUUGAAUAAUUAAAUUUAUUACUUUAAAUUUAUUAAAUUUGUUAUUACUAUUAUUUAUUUAUUAUUUUCUUAUUAUUAAAAAAAAUCAUUAAUUUUUUAGCGAUUCCCAGCAAGCCUUUCGCGCUCGUAUUCGACUUUUCCGCUUUAGCGCUUUGCUUGGGGACAAUCUUAAUUAAAAUAGCAGUAUAUAACAUCAUAUUCCAACUGUCUGCAUUUACAGUCUAAAUCGUUCUUACCAUUUUUGGCUUUAGUUUGAAUAGCUUUGACUGAAUAAGUGCCUCAAAUAUUAACCAGCUUCGCAAAAGCAAUGUUGGCUAUUAGCGAAGCUCGGAACCAAUGUUUGAAGUGUGAAGUGUGAAGUCUGAAGCGCAGAAUAAAGAUCCAUACAGAAGGGCCACUUACGUUGGAAGCUUGAAAGCUGCUGUCCCCGCGCAUGUCGCAUUACGCAUGCUGGGCGACACGUUACAUGCACCGCUGAGUGGCCCUUCUGUUACUGAUCUUUAUACUCAGUGUCUGAAGUCCGAAGUCUGACGUCCCUUCACGGCUUCGGUACAUAUAAGCAAAACUUACUGAACUUCAGAUAUGAUUUUCUCUUUGGCGUAUAUCAUCUAAAAUCUCUUUAUUUUAGCAUUAUUUUACAGAUAAAGCACUAAACAUACUUUAUAAGUUUGUUUGCCGAUUGAGAAACGUAUCGAAAACUAAAAAUUUUGAAUUAUAGUCAUAACCUCAAGUGAUAUAUUAUACGCGCAUUAGUUUUGAGCGCGUGUUACACAUACAAAAAAAUCUCCUCUUAAUAAGUAUAGUCGUUUUGUUAUUUAUCACAAUUGUGAGCCAUUACGGUGCACCCUUAAUAAGGAACUUACAAAGUUUGUUUUAGUGUACUAUACUGUUCCCUAAGUUUCCCUAUUACAGUAUUUAACAGUACAGUUGAAGGGCUUGGUAGAUGGAAAUUAUCCAGUGGAUGAUCUAUAUACAAUACAUUUAUUAGAUUUAACCAGGAACAGCUGCCGGAAAUUCAUGUAUAUACCAGGGUACUGCCGUGCUAAUUAGGUACCGAUAAAUAUCAAGUGUAUAUAUAGAAUUUCCAUGACUUGAUAAUUACCAUCUACCAACUUUUUAUUAAACAUUUACGGCGUUCCAUUUAUCCAAUUUUGGUUUCAAAUUAAGUUCACAGCUUAUAUGUACUAGAUAAGAAAACACUUAUUUUCUGAGACCUCGGAAAAGCCGAAAGCAGUGUGUUUUGUGACCCCUCGACCGCCGUUGUUGCCCUCGGCUUCGCCUCUGUUAUGAUCGGGCAACAACGGCUGUCUCAUGAUCGGGUCCACAAAACACACUGUUCCCCUCGGUCUCAGUAAAUAAGUGAUAAAUAGAAUUUCCACUAAAUCAUUACCAUCUACCAAAAUCUCCAGCUAUAUUAUUUAAACGAGUGAGAUGGGCACAACUUGUUGUCGACUUGUAUUACGUUUGUGUAUUUCUAUAGUCGUUGGUAUAAAAGGCUCACACUCGGCCAGCGCUCCGUAUUAUUGGACGAGGGUGGAUGGAGACCUGAACAGGCAAUAUACCAUUUAUGGCAUCACCCUUAACUACAAAAGAUCCGGCACUCAAUCGUACGUCACAAUUGAAGGUAAAAACUCCUUUUAAUUCUAAAACUAAACUGAUUGUAUUUAUACUGCAUGGAUAUUUGUAUCAGCUCUAAACUGUUAUUAGCAGUAGUGAUCCAGUGAGGGCGUCCCUUAUUAGUUAGCCUGCUCGCAGACGUUAUUCUUACGCCAUUAAGCGACGGGAAUCGUCGCUUGCAUGGCUACUUAUUUACUUGCUUACUAAAGGAUGAAAUUUAUAAAGUUAAUCGUAUAGACAUCUACUAAGGAACUUCCCAACAAUAUAAUACAGGACGAAUUCUGAUACAACCUCCCCAGAGGAAAUCUGUGGUAUUAUAAUCUGGUACAUAACGUCAAACUAGAAGCACUCUUCUCACGUGCGAGUGACGUGAAAUAUUAGAGAGGUUCACAUUCGACUUCCACUACCGUUACCUCUCACUUAGUACGCAUCUGAUUGGUUGAUCGGAUAUAUUUAUUUAUUUAUUAACUUUGCCAGAUUUAAACAACGUUAACACAAAAAAACUGGCAGGGCAAUCGCAACAGCUUGCGCCAAUUACUGCGAUCCCUAAAUGUUAGACAAAUACACUAUAUACGCGAACAUAGAAAGAAUCAUACAAUUACUAACGAACUAUCAGAUGCAACUUUUCACAUUGCGACCCGCAGAACCACUUCCAUUUUUGGAAGCUGACUGAGUCAGAAGACGUUUGAAACCCUCACAAUCCUAAACCUUCAGCAAAACCCUGAACAGGCCCCAUAUAGAUACCAAUGUGAAAAGGUACUUCUGAAAAUUAAAUCUAAAAACAACACGUAUCAAAGGCACAUAUAUCACUCGCAUAUGAUUGGCUAAUAUUCCCUUUAAAUGGUAUAAACGGUACUCUGAAGAUGCCGAUGGAAAGUCAGUUUGUGUUAAGUGUGGCUCAGCCCGUAAUCUUCUGUCUCUUCCUAUCUGCUGUUUUUAAUGUCUGUAUGUAUAUGUCUUAAUGUUGUCAAUGUCUGUAUACAUGUUUGUAUGUUUUGUUGGUAAUUGUAAUCGUUAAUAUUGCGUGUUAGGCUAGUUGAUAGUAAACUUAAUGUAUCAUAAUGGUCCGCAGUAAAUGGUCAUAGUUGUUGCGGUUUCCAAGCUUGUUGAGGCAAAGUGUAAUCAGACAACUGUAUAUUCCAGAAACUGUAUCCCAAUUACAUUUUUAGGUCCAGUUAAUCCAGUAAAAGACGGCAGUACUAAAUUCAAUAUAGUCGUUUCGGCCAAGGAAGGCAAACUGGGUUCCUAUGGAGUUGCCAAUAUUGAAUUUUCGUACACAGCUCACAAAGAAGAAACAUCAACUAAAUAUGAUGCACAGUAAGUUAUACAUGUCUGCACAAAUUAGUCUCAUUGUCGAUUUUUCUUACUGCUGUUGGUUUUUGUUCAGUGGUGGUACAUUAAUUGUUGUUCAUGUUACUGCUGUUGUUGUUGCUGUCGUUGUCGUUGUCGUUGUCGUUGUCGUUGUCGUUGUCGUUGUCGUUGUUGUUGUUGUUGUUGUUGUUGUUGUUGUUGUUGCUGUUGCUGUUGCUGUUGCUGUUGUUGUUGUUGUUGUUGUUGUUGUUGUUGUUGUUGUUGUUGUUGUUGUCGUUGUCGUUGUCGUUGUCGUCGUUGUUGUUGUUGUUGUUGUUAUCGUUAGCGUCGUCCCUGCUGUGUUGUUAUUACUUUUGUUGUUACUAAUUGUUGUCGUUGUCGUUGUUGUUGUCGUUGUUGCCGUUGUUGUCGUCGUCGUCGUUGUCGUCGUCAACGUUGUCAUUGUUGUCACUGUCGUUGCUGCUGCUUUGUUGUUGUUGUUGUUGUUGCUGUUGCUGUUGCUGUUGCUGCUGCUGGUGUUGCUAAUUGUUGUCCCUGUUGUGGUGGUUACUGUUGUUAAUAUUGUUUUCGUUUUGAUGUAGUGCGGUGAGCUUCCGAAGCUUCGCGAACCAGGGGAAGUAUUUUAGGUCGGCCGCUGCUGUUAUAUAUUUUCAUUUUGUUUACAGAAUCCAAAGUUAUGAUGUGAAUGCGUGGAAACAACAACAGGUGAAAUUGAAGGCACAAGAUGGUACGCACUUAAGUGGACAAGGACAUUUUUAAUUUAACCCAUUGAGUGGCAGCACUCUCCCCCUGACGAGUAAAAUCGUCUGGCGUUAAACAGAGUAAAAUGAUAAAGUGAGGAGAUAAUAGGAUAAAAUAACAGCUUUAGUGCUAGACCAUUAAUUAAGUUAGUUCAGUAAUUUAGUUGCGGUAUAGCUCACUUAUCGAAGAAUUCCUGACAUCUCCAAAGAAUGACGAGUACAAUUAAUUAAGGAUUAACGUGUAAUGGUGGUAAAGUUUGCCAAAAUUGCACGAGCACUAGCUGCUGGGAAGAGUCAUUCUCCCCCCCCCCCCUCACCCCAAUAGGGGGAUUGAGAGUUUAGAACUGAUUGAACUGUUCCUUAUAAAUAAAUCUCUUGUCUAUCUAUGCAGGGUUGAUAAAAGGAGAGUAUAAAAAGGUACCGCAAGGUUCAUACAGUGGCGACUAUAGGAAUGAAAUCGCAACGCUACCACGUGGUGCAACCAAUAUCAAGAUCACGAACUACAAUACCAACAAAGUCCAAAUCCGUAAGUCAUUAGUUUUACACGCCUGCAAAUACAGUAGGAACCCCGCAAAUUGAAAUUUUCCACGUGAAGCGAACAAUUGUUCAAGUUAAGGGGGAUUCAAGUUAGGGGGGAUUCAAGUUAAUGAGGUCAGUAUUGCCGUAUUGGAUUGAAUAAUUUUAAAUAAGUAUGAUCGUUUUAUUAUUUAUCACAAUUGUGAGUCAAUACGGUGCACUCUUAAUAAAGAACUUACAAAUUUUGUAUUAGUAUACUACUGUUACCUAAGUUUCCCUAACACAGUGUUUAACAGCACAGUUUGAGGGCUUGGUACAUUUAUUAGAUCUAUAACCAUGUACCCUGCAGCUGCCGAAAAUGCAUGUAAAUAUACCAGGGUACUGCCGUGCUAAGGUAUGGAUAAAUAACAAUUGAUAAUCACCAAUCACCAUCUAACAACCCCCUCCCCCCCCUCCAAUACUAUUAUUCAAACGAAUGAGAUGCUUACAAAAUCUUGAUAUUUAUCCAUACCUAGCACGGCAGUACUCUAGUAUAUAUGCAAAAACUUGUGGUUGGAGCUCGACAACUCGACAAAUGUAUACAUUUAUUAGAUCUAACCAGGAACAGCUGCCGAAAUGCAACUAUAGGUCUCUAUAGCUCAGUUGGUUCGAGCGCUGCACCGGAAUCGCAGGGACCUAUAGUUGAACUUGUGGUCAGAGCUCGACAAACUGUCUCUCUGUAGCUGAUUUGGUUAGAGCGCUGCACCGGAAUCGCAGGGUCGCAGAUUCGAUUCCUGCCAGAAGACCUAUAAUCGCAGUUUUCGCAACUGUUUCUGAUUAGAUCUAAGAAAUGUAUAUAGAAAUUCCACUUAAUAAUUUCCAUUCACCCAACUCUCCAAUUAUAUUCAGUAUUUAAACGAGUGAGAUGGGCAUAACUUGUUAUCGACUUGUAUAAUUACGUUUGUGUAUUUCUAUAGUCGUUGGUAUAAAAGGCUCACACUCGGCCAGCGCUCCGUAUUAUUGGACGAGGGUGGAUGGAGACCUGAACAGGCAAUAUACCAUUUAUGGCAUCACCCUUAACUACAAAAGAUCCGGCACUCAAUCGCACGUCACAAUUGAAGGUAAAAACCCCUUUUAAUUCUAAAACUAAACUGAUUGCAUUUAUACAGCAUGGAUAUCUGUAUCAGCUAUAAACUGUUAUUAGCAGUAUUGAUCCAGUGAGGUCGUCCUUUAUUAGUUAGCCUUCUACCAUUCGACUUUUACCACCGCUACCUCUCAUUGGCUUAGUAUACGCAUGUGAUUGGUUGAUCGGAUAUAUCAAACACAUCUGAUUGGUUGAUCGGAUAUAUCAAACGCAUCUGAUUGGCUAAUAUAUAGUCCCUUUAAUGUGGCGGUAAACGGUACUCUGAAGAUGCACGGACAUGCAUGGAAAGUCAGUUUGUGUUAAGUGUAGUCCAGCCGUAAUCUUCUGUCUCUUCCUAUAUAUGUGCUGUUUUUAAUGUUUGUAUGUCUUAAUGUUGUCAAUGUCUGUAUAUAUGUUUGUAUGUUUUGUUGGUAAUUGUAAUCGUUAAUAUUGCAUGUUAGUUGAUAUUAAACUUAAUGUAUCAUAUAUAAUGGUCCGCAGUAAAUGGCCCCGUAACUGUUGCGGUUUCCAAGCCUAUUGAGGCAAAGUGUAAUCAUUCAGACAGCUGCAUGCAUAUUCUAGAAACUGAUCGAAUGCCAAUUACAGAGAUGAACGGCACAUGUAAAUCAGGCAUGCAUCUAAUUGCCAUUCUGAUGUAUUUUUAGGUCCAGUUAAUCCAAUAAAAGACGGCAGUACUAAAUUCAAUAUAGUCGUUUCGGCCAAGGAAGGCAAACUGGGUUCCUAUGGAGUUGCCAAUAUUGAAUUUUCGUAUGUAGCUCACAAGUCAGCGGACGCCUCACCAUACUUGUAAUCUACUUCACGAAGUUAGCAAAUAAAAAGAUAGUGUUAUCACUAAAUUACUCUCAAAAUGUCAUUUUUCGUUCCUCCGUGUUGUUGUUUGAACAGGACAACGAAGUAUAUAUGCGCUUGACUGAAUUUUUGCCCACAUUAUCUUGCAUAUACUGAGUUUUAGAAUAACUGGUAGUUGCUCUCAGUGCUUGCUGAAUGAUUGACGAUUGUGUCUUUCCGUUAUAUAUAGAUUCAUGUGUCGCUGUUUAUGAAUACGUACUGUCCCUGACCCAGACAAAACAGCGCCGGAGACAUGAAACCAUAUCCAGUACGUCUUUGCAUGGUCUUCUGCCUUCGUCAGAACGAAGUUCACGACGAAUUUUGCCAAAAUAUAGUUUCAUGCCCCCACAGACUCAUUGUUACAACUUUACAAUUAUAAUCGGAUUGUAUAAACGUGUUUCUGAGUAUAUUGAAGUCAUGGACGAAUCCCACUGAUCUAAUAGAAGACUCAGUGUGGCGAAUCCAUGCAGGGGAAAUAAGUUUACGUUGUUGCAUAUAAAGAGUGUUAAAAUUCUUGCAUUCGUUGUCAACGUACAUUCAAAUCAUGUCCCCAUUUUCAUUUUGGGCUCCUGCAUGAACAAAGAUUUAAGUAUACUCCCACAUUCUCUAUAAGCAAUAUAACUAAUGAUUCAACCUUGGAUAAAAUCACGAAACACAUCAAUUUCAAAGUUUCUAUGACACCUAACAAUUGACUGAAAUGGUUUUGCGAACGUCGAACACAAAUUCCGACACGAAAAAUUACAAAACAGUGGCAGAAUGAAUGAGCUGUCCGAUUGGAGGCAUGUUAAAUAUUCCAGCGGAUAUAUGCGCUAGUUUUCGGUAAAAUACUGCAACUUUAUGAAGAAAGCACCAAAUUUUGCGUGCACAGUUUGAUGCGACAAAAAGAUUUAGAUAUAGAGGCAUCUCAAUUUAGUUAUUGUUGUUAAACCGGUUGUGGAUGUUUGUUCGUGUGUAUAACUUCAGGAAACAUACAGGUUACUUAGGUUGAUCAAAAUCUAUAAUAUCGAAGUUUGAAUAAGUAUUAGCUCAAUGCAGUAAAGGUAUUAUUUUAGUCAAAAAUAAUAGUUCCAUCAUGCAUGCAUAUAUAACUUCAACAAGGCAACUAUAGCCCGAUAACUCACUAUUUUCUAUUCCCUGUUUGAAAGUAGCAGGUUUUACCGGCUAUAAUAUACACAAUUAUCGAACACAAAUGUUGACCAAAAAAAUACUGAAUCUUAAUACUGAAAUCUCUAAUUAAAGCUUUUACUAAAUUUUACUAAAACAAUUUUUACUAAAAAAAUUAAUUUUAUUAGUAAAGAUUUUCAAAACUAUAUUGAUGAAAUUAUUAGCAAAUUUGGUUUUACUGAGCGCGAGCUCGCGUGGUAUGGAGUAUUUAAAUCAGUGGCGUAUUACCUCUUUGGGCGCCGCCCGGCUGAAGCCAGGGGCCCAACUCAUUUGGGGGGGGGGGUGUGAACAAGGAUGACAAAGUGCGGGCGAAGUUGAUGUGUUUCAGCAAAUUUUGCAUCGUUUUGACGUAUAGCUCCACCUCCCGGGGCCCUAUUCCAGACAUUCCAGUUAAAGCCGCGGCCCUUUAGCACAAAGUUGUUUAAUUGGUUUAAGUUGUUCAUAUAAAGAGUAUGAAUAUAUGCUUGCAUUCGUAGUCAACGUUCAAAUCAUGUCCCCAUUUUAAACUUCUGGCCAAAACUAUAAGCAUUUCCGCAGAGAACAUUCUCUAAGCAAUAUAACUAAUGAUACAACCUUGAAUCAGUAAAUGCACGAAACACAUCAUUUUUUAAAGUUUCUAUGACAAUUAACAAUUGACUGAAGUGGUUCUGCGCGCGUUGAAGAUCCCCAAUUCCGACACAAAAAAUUACAGUGAGUCCGAUGGAAGCCGCGGCAUAUUAGAUAUCUGCAGUAUCUCGAAUGAAAGCAAAUAUAUCCAAUGGUGGGUUGACUACAAAAUUUUUGUAGUUCGCUAUAACUACAGCUACUUCAAAAAUAUGUAGUCAGCUACAACUACUGCUACUUUUGAACAAAGGUAUAGUUCGCUUCUGACUACACCUAUACUGCUUAAAAAAUGUAGCGAACUAUUUCGCUAUUUCGCUACGCUAUAUUUUUUAGCUUUACUGUAUUUGGAGCAUCUACUAACUCAGGCUGAAAUGUAACCUAUAACAAAUCGACUUACGAGUAGCAACAGUAAACACAAAGCAACAUUUUUGUAAACACUACACUCUACAGUGUUCAAGAGUGCAAUUGACUAUUGAGGAUUGAUUUUAAGUAAACCGUGUCUCAACAAUUUUAAAAAGUAGCGAAUAGCGAUUUGCUGUUUGAAAAGUAGGCAACUACUUGGCUACUUUUAGGCAAAAUGUAGUUCGCUAUAACAACAGCUACUGUUUUAAUACAGUAGUCAAAAACUACUGGCUACUUGAAAAUUGUAGUUCGCUACAGUAGCGAACUACAACUACUUCGCUACUACCCACCCUUGAAUAUAUCUAUAUCUGUUUGCACAGCAUAAGCGGGCGUCAUGUGAUUGUAUAUGUAGCCCAGGCCGUGGCGUGGGUGUUUUUUCGUACGGUAAUUUUGGAGAACAUCUACACUUAUUUUGUAAAGUAGUUUAAUUAAUCAAUAUACAGUAGAGAUUGAAAACAAGUAUUAUAGCUUAAUGUGUACGUCAGUUUACCUAAAAAACCCCAAUAGUAUGAAUUAUCGAAAAGGCAACUACACGCAUACAAAUCUCACAUCUUGUUGUUUGCAUUGUUGUCCCAAGUUGUCAACAAGAUUGGAACAAACUGUUUUAAAAUAACUUGUAACAACCUUAUUGAUAUUAUUAGACUUGUUUAAAGGUUGUUCCAACAAGUCCGAUACAAUUAUGAUAUAACAAUAUUGUUACAACCUUGUGCCGUCAACCUUGUAACACCUUGUUAUAUCGUGAUGUAUCAGACUUGUUAGAACAACCUUGUAACAAGUUUGAUAAUGCCACCAGGCUUGUUACAAGUUGUUAACAGCUUGUUCCAAACUUGUUACAACAACUGGGAACAAGCAGUGCGAACACAACUUGUUGACAGCUUGUGCAUGAACAAAUUUGUAACAACUUGUUUGCAGACCUGUAACAACUCGUGCGUUUUUACAUCAUGUAUAACAUGUCUCCCGUAGGUUGACAAAAUAGCCGGUUAGCCUGAAAACCCACAAAUUACUGAAUUAUUAAUUAAAAACUAAAAUUCACCAGAAUUUUGCCAAAACAUUUUAUUACUAAACAUUUUCAAAAACUGACGAAAUUUUACCAAAAGUAAAAUAUUUAGUUUACAAACUUAAGCGAGGAGUUGAUGAGAGUUCGCAGUCACGCAUUGUUACAGGGAGAUUUCAAGCUCUAGAUUAACAAAAUAAAGGUUAAUUUGAUGAGUGUUCCAACUAUGUUUUAACUUCAAUAGAAUACAUGAUAGUGUUGGGAAAGCAUUAAGAACAGCUAAUUAAAGUCGCGUGACUGAAUGAUCGUAUUUUUACUGAUCACUAUUUUGAGAGAAGAUCUAUUCCACCCCGUUUUUUGCUAAGAAUAUUUUACAGUGAAGAUACACUUGAUUUAAUUAAUUUUAGUACUCAGAAAAAGCGAUUACGCAAACUCGCAUGAAGAAAAUAUAAAAAUCCUUGUGAAAACUCAAAUCAUGUCCUCAUUUUGAAGUAGCUACACAUAAUCUCCUAUAUGGUCAAAGAACUAAGUGUUUCCGCGUAGAAUAGAUCCCCAAAACACAUGAAAGACCCAGUAUAAUGACUGUUUUCAGAACUGCAUUAAUUAGCUGUACCAUUUGCUAUAUAAACCGCAGUUGGGUCUUGGUAGGAUAUUCAAUAUAAGUCAUUCACAGCUUUGGAAAUCUACUGGAAUAUUAAGACAUUUUUGAAGUAUCAGGUAUGGCAUUUUAUUAUACAUUCAUUUCUUAAUUGCGUUUAAGGUCUGCUAACGUUCAGAAAAAAAGGGCCACCGGCCAUGCACGAUCGAAGGAGUUUUUCAAAAACGAGGCAAUUUGAAGUCUUUGGAAGUCUUUCCAAAUUGCACGAGAAACCUGAUACUAUUACUUAAUAUAUGUUAGUACAAUUGAAAAAGUUAUAUCAUGCAGAAGUAAAAUUCAUACAGUGAUUUCGAUUUUAUUUGAACGCUUGGCAAAAAAUUUGGCACUGAAUUACAUUUUUGCUCCUAAGGCUGGUUUAAAGUUUCUGUGAUCACAGUAGUAAUUUUCCAUCGGUAAAUUCUAAGUUUGAAGGAUUUGUAAGAAAAGUUGAAAGGAACUGAGAGACACUUCUCGUUUGACUUUAUACUCAUGACUUAGUUUAUUAAAUAAGAUAUAUUUAUAGCUGCUUAAAAAUGUUACUAAAUUUUUUUCAGAGAAAUCAAUAUGAUUGGAUACAUUCUGUUCGCCAUUUUCGUUGUUGCUGCAAACGCAAACAAUGCCAAGUAAGUUGUAGACGAAGAGCGAAGUAGCUCUAGUCGGUAAACAAUAAAAGAGUUGGUGAGAGUUGAGAAGCGAGAGAAUUUUCUCCGCGUUGCUGCAAUGCCCCGUCAAACGAAAACAAGAGUUUCAUGAGAGUUGAUGAUGUGAUCUUACGCAUGCAGCGAAAGCUUAUUACGCAGCGAAAUACCUCAGCUGUCAAACGAGUUGCACGAGUGUUUUCUCAACUCUCAAACGAGAACAAGAGUUGCAUGAGAGUCACUGACUUGCCGACUGACUGAUCAAAAGUCUUGUCACAACUCUCAUCAAAAUUAUAAGCUCCGCAUUCAACCCGUCUUCUCGUACGAAAAUUUCAUGAUUUCACAUAUGUUAAAAUGCUUUUUCACAUGCAUGUGAAGUGUUGCAAUUCGACAUACGCCAAAUAAUUAUAAUUUCACAUGUGAAUUAAUUUUUACCUAUGAUCCUUAAUUUCACAUGUGAAAGAGUAUGUAAAAUUUCACAUGUGUGAAAGUUUUAGAACUUUCACUUACGAAACAAGCAUUUAUGCGUGUGAUGUUCCAAUUCCACCUAAAAUUCACAUGUGAAAUGAUAUGUGAAUUUUCCAUAUGUGAUAUGUUGUGGUUUGAGAUCGGGCUGCAGGCGCUAUAAACAAUGUCUCUUUUUGUAUCCAGAUUAUCAGGUUGGAAUAACGCAGCGUAUCAAAGACAACAAGACGCUUUAAAUGCACAAUCAGGUGAAUAUUUUAAAACAGUCAUCCUAUAGAUAGAAGCAUGGUCUAUUGAUAUCAGUUUACCUGGUCUUUUUAUCAAAUAAAAUAGUGCAUGGGUAUAACAUAUCACCAUUAUUCACAAGUUGACGUUUUACUGAAUAGUAAUGUUGCUAUUUUUCUGCAACCCAUUGAGUGCCAGCCACUGAUCUAUUAGAUCAGUGGUGCCAGCUCUCUCUCUCUUGGCGAGAAAACUCGUCUGGCGCUAGACAGAGUAAAAUGAUAAAGUAUAGGGCGAAUUGCAUGGGGCACAAUGCAACUUAAUGGGUUAAACAUCCUGCACGUUUUAGCCAUUAAUUUUUAAUCAGCCAUUUUGCGCCUCAUAAUUCAGAUUAAGUACAUAGCAAUUAGCAAGUGUCAAAAUUUGAAUUCUUUAUAUCUUUAUAAGUAUCUCUCUUUGUGGGUUUUUUUUUACUAAAAACAGCUCGUCCUGGGGACAAAGUAAUUUUUUAUUGCCAAUUAAUGUCCUUUAAAUAGAAAACUUUUUUUUACCCAAUUAUUAUUUUUUAAUUCAAACCGUCAAAGAGCAGUCCCUAAAUGUGUCCUCUAUAUUUAUACAGGGACAAUUCAAGGACAAUACAAUGAGAUCCCUACUGAUACCUAUGUCAGCCAUUGGACCAAUGAAGUUCUCGCCAUAGCUCGUGGCGCAACUCAGAUAACAAUCACUAACCAUAAUGUGAACAAUGUCAAAAUUGGUAAGUCAAUGAAACUGCUCCAUUUACCUUUCUAGAACAUUUGGAACACUGUUCUGGAACGAUAUGAAAUGGAGUACACACGCGGUGUUCUGGAACAGUGUUUAGUUUAUUUUUUGUGCGUGCAACCAUGCAUUACUAUAUCAAGAAUUAGUUAUUCGCAUAAUAAAUCGUAUAAUAAUUUGCUGGAGAAUCGUAUAAUAAUGUACUGUUUAAUAAACGAGCAGGAGUGUUUUAUUAGGUUUAAAGACACGAGCGCGCAGCGCGAGUGGCUUUAGACCUAAUAAAACACGACCUGCGAGUUUAUUAAACGGCUUCAAACACGAAUACAAAGCCUUAUUAGUAUUCUUUAUAUAAAAAAUACUAAUGAGGACACGACAACAAUAGAUACUGCCUUAUUAGUAUUCUUUAUAUAAAGAAUACUAAUUAGGAGUGUUUUAUCAGGUUUAAAGCCACUGCACGUGACAUAUUAUGGUUGACAUGAUUUGCCAAUAAGCUUAUGAAUUAGUAAUGAGUGUUUGAAAUCUAAUUAAAAAAUUCAUUAGUAAUUCACGAGGAAAAUACAAAAGAAUUUAAUCAAUGUUUGUAAAUCGGAUAAAGAGUUGUCCUGAUUUACAUAAACUUCAGCUUUGAUUUUCUCGGCUUAGACAAUGUUUAUUUUUAAAAUUACUUCGCCAAUGAACUCAUAAGAUGGGUCGUAUUUUAAGCACAUUUCUAAAACAUUCGCAUCCGAUCUUUAUCAGGGGCCGGUUAUACGAAGGCCGGAUAGCGCUAUCCACCGGAUAGUGAUUUUUUCAACCUUUGUUAAAGUGCUUGAAAAACUGUAAAACUACGGAUAUAGAGGACACAAGAAGUAUGGCAUAGUAUAUAUAUCUCGCCUUCUGCUCGAGUUUGUAUAUCAUAUAAAGAUCGGCUGCUCAUGUUUUAACUAUAGUAUUAGUACGUAUAUACUUCUGCACCCACUCGCCUCGGCAGCUCGUGAGCAGUGGCGUAACUACUAUGGGCUCAGACCGGGAGAACCCGGGGGCCCCCCAACCCCAAUGGGCCAAAUGGGGCCCCCAGGCUCAGGCUAUAGAGCAAAAGCAUUAGCCAGGGCCUUUGAUAUAUUACAAUUUCGUUUUCUGACCAUCAGAAUUCUGUAAAAUCUCUCCCCAAAGUCCGGGAAAUGGUAUUUCAGAGAAUCUAGAUUCAAAAAUUUUCCGGGUGAGCAUGCUCUGGACCCCCUAGAAAACUUGUGCAUAUAUGGCGCUUGACUUGUGCCUUUGGCACUUCUACUAGGGGGGCCUUCGAAAGUUUUGAACCGGGGGCCCCCUGAUAUGACGUUACGCCACUGCUCGUGAGCCACUUUUUGACGUCAUACUGUGUAUCUAUAACUAAACAGACAAUGGUAAAAUCUUAUCUACUUGUUAAACAAUAAACGAAAUCUAACACCGACUCCGUUUACUCGCCUCCUCGCGCGGCUAACUCGAACAAUUUUUCGAAUCAAUUCUCCACUUCUCUUGGGAGUUCGAGUUAGAAAGUUUCUACGUUGUAAAAAAAACUAAACUAACUCAAAUAUUUAUAGCUGUUGGUUACAAAGGAGCAAAUAGUGGAUCUCUUAGUCAUCCAUGGUGGACUAAAAGUGGUGAUUUGGUGGAAUAUUUUUCUGAGGGAGGAGUGCAAUGUGUAUACCAGAGGACUGGUCAAGUAGCAACCGUCCUCAUUUCAGGUACGUUGUACACACACGCGAAAAUCUCACAUCUUAUCUGCCAUGCAACAUACCGAGGCGGUUGGCUCAGCAAGUUAAUUUCCAGGAUUUUCCCUGGUUUACUGCGUGGGCCAUCCCGGCUGAUAUGAGCAGGCCCUUAUUUCAAUUUGUUCAUUUUAUAGGCCCAGCCAACCCUGUUGUUGGAGGAAAUCAGAACCUGAAUCUCAUAGUUGGAGCAUUACGUACCAGUAGCAACUCUGGGCCAGGUCAUAUCACUUGGACAUACACAGCUAACUAAUUAGAUAGUUGAUAAUUACUCCAAAACAUGUCAUAAUACAUUUUGAAAAAUACUUGAUUAAAAUACAACGCAUUAAUUUUUGUGUCCAGUGUAUUACUCGUGUUUACGUACAUUGUCGUACAAUAUUAGUUAAAGAAAAGGACAAAACUAAAAAAUAUCAUUCCAUAUUCUAAUGUGAAACGGGCAACAGCAGAGUUAGCAAUAUCCAUGGACCGUACAAGCGGGGAAGGGGGGCUCAUGGGGGCUUCACUUUUUGAAAGGUGAAACAUAGUUUCGAACUUCUACAGUGUCGCCGCUUUAAGCGUGCGUACGUGAUUUUCAAAGCGAAUUAACCCUCAAUGGAAAUUAUCGAUUCUAAUAAAUGUAUAGGUAUUUAAUUUUCCAUUCGAUAAUUUCCAUGUACAAGAACCUUCAACUAUUAUUGAAUCGAGUGAGAUGCCAACCGAUUGAUCUCGAUGUAUACACAUGGUUGCUGUAUAACUUCAACCUCGUUUGAUAUAGGCUUUGAAACAGUGCUUUGUAUUUGUUGAAUAGAUAACAUAUAAUCGGUGCGUGCGCACAUGAACGUAGGCUACCUCACGACAGGAAAGCAGCCACAACGGAACCCUAUAAAAUCGUGAGACUUCGCAUGUUGCUGACGACAAUUGCUGGCAACUGUGAGUCUGUGACGCUAUAUACACACGUAAAAACGAAAAAGUUAUUACAGGUCUGCAAACAAGUUGUUACAAGUUGCCACAAGCUGUCGACAAGUUGUGUUCGCACUGCUUGUUCCCAGUUGUUGUAAGAAGUUUGGAACAAGCUGUUAACAACUUGUAACAAGCUUGAUGCCAUUGGCCUAUUAUCAGACUUAUUACAUUGUUAUGUUAUUACUUAUUACAUGCCAUUGGCCUAUUAUCAGACUUAUUAUUCCGUAUUAUUGGACGAGGGUGGAUGGGGACCUGAACAGGCAAUAUACCAUUUAUGGCAUCACCCUUAACUACAAAAGAUCCGGCACUCAAUCGCACGUCACAAUUGAAGGUAAAAACCUCUUUUAAUUCUAAAACUAAACUGAUUGCAUUUAUACAGCAUGGAUAUCUGUAUCAGCUAUAAACUGUUAUUAGCAGUAUUGAUCCAGUGAGGUCGUCCUUUAUUAGUUAGCCUUCUACCAUUCGACUUUUACCACCGCUACCUCUCAUUGGCUUAGUAUAUGCAUGUGAUUGGUUGAUCGGAUAUAUCAAACACAUCUGAUUGGUUGAUCGGAUAUAUCAAACGCAUCUGAUUGGCUAAUAGUCCCUUUAAUGGUAGCGGUAAACGGCACUCUGAAGAUGCACGGACAUAGAAAGUCAGUUUGUGUUAAGUGUGGCUCAGCCCGUAAUCUUCUGUCUCUUCCUAUGUGCUGUUUUUAAUGUUUGUAUGUCUUAAUGUUGUCAAUGUCUGUAUAUAUGUUUGUAUGUUUUGUUGUUAAUUGUAAUCGUUAAUAUUGCAUGUUAGUUGAUAUUAAACUUAAUGUAUCAUAAUGGUCCGCAGUAAAUGGCCCCGUAACUGUUGCGGUUUCCAAGCCUAUUGAGGCAAAGUGUAAUCAUUCAGACAGCUGCAUAUUCUAGAAACUGAUCGAAUGCCAAUUACAGAGAUGAACGGCACAUGUAAAUCAGGCAUGCAUCUAAUUGCCAUUCUGAUGUAUUUUUAGGUCCAGUUAAUCCAGUAAAAGACGGCAGUACUAAAUUCAAUAUAGUCGUUUCGGCCAAGGAAGGCAAACUGGGUUCCUAUGGAGUUGCCAAUAUUGAAUUUUCGUAUGUAGCUCACAAGUCAGCGGACGCCUCACCAAAAUUGUAAUCUACUUGAUGAAGUUAGCGAAUAAAAAGAUAGUGUUAUCACUAAAUUAC
Molecule: messenger RNA, 17507 nt
Organism: Paramuricea clavata
Lineage: Eukaryota; Metazoa; Cnidaria; Anthozoa; Malacalcyonacea; Plexauridae
Source: the annotation of a GenBank genome assembly